AUUUGAGACUCGAUCUCGCUUGCAACCACCAUGUCGACGGCGAAUGACGCGUUCCAUCGCAGGCGUGUUUUGCCAGCGAACGACCCUAAUAUCCAGGCAUUGGAUGCGAGAGCUAAGAAACGCGCGCAACAUUCAGCACAGAGACGAGAAGAAGCCGAAAAAAUUAAAAACCAGGGAAACGAAUUUUUCAAAGAACAGAAAUAUGCAGAAGCAGCGCAAAAGUACUGCCAGGCUCUGGACGUCGGUGGCGCCAAAGCCGUUAUCAUAUGUAAUCUCGCCGCGGCGUUCCUCAAACUCGAAUUCUUUGACCUAGCUGAAGAAGUGGCUAAUCAAGCAUUAAUACGCGAUCCUGGAAUGCACAAGGCUCGCUACAGGCGUGGGAUGGCACGAAAAGGUCUGCAUAGGUACCGUGGAGCUCUAAUCGAUUUUGAAACGAUUCUGAAGUCUGAACCCGAUUCUUCACAUAUUUUGUCGGAAGCACAAGCUGCUCGUGAGGCCUGUUUAGAAGGACUUUGCUCAACGUCCGACGAUAGUUGUGCUUCUUCGGAAUACGGGGACCCAUCUGAGGAUCGCGCCAAGGAUGACUCUUCAACAGAUUCGGAUUCCAGCGAUUGUCAUCAUUUUGGGAAUGGAAUUGCUUGUCGCUUUUAUAACCAUGGCGGCUGCAAUCGCGGUCACAACUGCAAAUUUUCCCAUACUCCGGAUGACAAGAGUGUACGGGAUGACCUUGGAAAGAACGUUUGUCUAUUCUUCCUUCUCGGAAUUUGCAAGUUUGGUGAUGCCAAGUGCAUAUAUUCCCAUACAAAACUUUACCUCCCUGAAAACGGCUUCUGGAACGACGAGGAAGCUAUUUCAAUACUGAGUUAUAUUUACGAGAUGAAAACGGCGGAAGAAAUGGAGCGCAGGUUGAUGAGCAACCUUUUUCGAACAGUUCCUCAUGAUGUUUCCUAUAGCUCACUUCCCGGGGGUCGAGUCUCGUCCCGCAGCGUUGCCGAUAAGCUUCGUUCACGAGAUUUCCAAACAAGCGCCCAGCCGUCUAGCUCGCGCUCCUCCUCUGAGCCCAAGGGCAAAGCCAAAGGAAAGAAGAAAGCAGCUCACGCUCCAUCAAUGUCAUCCUCGGCACCUACCCCAUCAUCCUCCAAAGCACCCUCGGACAUUAAAGACCAAUUCAUCCUCGUCCUUUCGCUUGAACACCAAGAUUACUAUUCCGACAUCUUAUCCCACCUUCUAUCUGCAAUGAAAGCAAGAAUUUCCACCAAGCAGGCAGUUACGGAGAGCAGCGCAUUGCAGCUACUCUCCUCGUCUCAUCUUGUCGGUGUACUCGUAACGGACGCCGGUAUCGCGUCGCGGAAACACGCGAAAGUGCUUGCGAAGCUCGUGGAAUGGACGAAGGCCGGUGGAUGUGUUGUGGUCGGGGGAAUGUUCAGCGGCAAUAUCAGUAGAACGGAUAUGGGCCGCUUUUUUGGUUCUAGUUGGGGCCUCCCGUGGAGGAUGGGAUCAUAUCAUCGAACCACAUUUGCUCGCAAUGAAGAACAUAACGCUGUCAAGCAGAACCCUUCUCUACCAUCUUCUUAUAGCAUGAAAGCUGUCCAUCUCAGUGGAGUGGAUUUGUCUACGGCAGUAUAUAAGGCGACGACAAACUCCCGUAUUGAAUCACUGGUCUUCGCUGCUACUCCAGUACAAAAUCUUGCAGAAUCUCCUGUUGCUCAGACGCGUGUAGGCAAUGGCUACUUUGGAUACCUGGGCGACGUCAAUGGGGAGGAUCUAUCCACGCCUGUAGUCCUCGCGAUGCUGGGCCUUCUCGAUCAAAAGCGCCCUGACCCAAGUGCUUCUACCCUGGGUGUUACCAGGGAAUCUGCGGCCAAUCUUCAGUCACAAUCGAAGAAGUUCAUUCUCCUCCUGUCUUUGGAGAACGAAGAGUUCUUCGACGAGAUUCACGCCCACUUCCUUUCCACCUUGCGAUCCAAGACCUGUGUCAAGAGGGCUCUGACACAGAGCGAAGCCUUGACGUUCCUCGCUUCUCCGGAUCUCGGAGGAGUCUUCGUCACCGACCCUGGAGUUACUCACAAGAAACAUAAUUCCGUCCUCACCAAAUUGAUCGAAUACACAAAGGCUGGCGGGUUGGUUGCCAUUGGUGGAUUAUUCAGCACAUUCGUCAGCUUUGUAGAAAUGGACAGGUUUUGGUCGAAAUGGGGGCAGUCUUGGAAAAUGGGCUCGUAUCAUCGUGAAACAUUCUUCCGCAAUGCGAACAACGCCACUGUUCAGGUCAACCCAUCCUUGGCGAAUCACUACAGCAUGAAAGCUGUUUACCUCAAGAAUGUUAGUCCGUCUGCGGCGAUAGCCGUAGCGGGGAAAUUGAAGGCACCUGCUAUUCACACUAAAUUGGGCUCAGGCUACCUCGGCUACCUGGGUGAUGUAAACGCAGAAGAGAGCUCAACGAAUGUUCUGCUCUCGAUGUUGGGCUUGUUGGAUUUCCGAUACGACGCUGCCUCUGCUUCCCAGCCUUCGACCUCAGCGUCGUCGUCGUCUUCAACUGGAUCCGGUUCGCGCAGCAAUAACCGAUCCGUCGCCCGCCCACACCAGUCGGCCGAUAGUUUCAUUCUUCUUAUCUCACUUGAAAAUGAGCCGUUCUUUGAAGAUAUCCACAAGAAUCUUCUCAAGGCUUUGCGAUCCAAGCGACGUGUCGUACAAGCAUUGUCAGCCGACGAAGCCAUGCAGUCUCUCGCGUCCUCCAACCUCGCAGGUGUCUUCGUGACGGACCCGGGUAUUGUUCGGAAGAAGCAUAAUCGCGUCCUCACCAAACUUGUCAGUUACACCAGGGAUGGCGGUUUGGUCGCAUUCGGCGGACUUUUCAGUUCAUUCAUACGUCCUCCUGAAAUGGAUAAAUUCUGGUCGACAGCGUGGGGUGUUUCUUGGAAGGUGGGCAAUUAUCAGAGAGAGAUGUUUUACCGCCAAGAAGAGAAUGAUACAGUCAAGUCUUCAAAGGGCUUGCCCGCAUCCUACAGCAUGAAGGCCGUGCACCUCAAAGGGAUCAAUUCUGCAGCUGCAGUGUACAAGAACCGGGAUCAGCAUGGAGAGUUACAAGCUCCUGUCGUGCGGAUGAAGUUCGGAACGGGGUAUUUGGGCUACCUGGGAGACGUCAAUGCCGAAAAGGAAUCGACUGACGUCGUUCUCGCUAUGCUGGGUCUUCUGGAUGCGUAGCUGAAAAGGAUAUUGAUUGACACUGAUUGUUGUCUGGUGGCUUCUCAUUGGUUGUCUUGGUUUAAUACAUUACAGUAUGUAAUAGUUACUCGUCUUGACUGUUGUACAUGUACAUACUUUUGCAUUCCAUUGUGACUGAAAUUAUUACAAAGUUGGUAUCCAAGGAACAGAGGGAAUAUAAACGAGUUCAUAUUGAUCGCACUGAAGAUUCAAGAAGCAUAGUCACGAUUAAAGAGUCAUCGUUGUCUUCUACACUUUGGCGGGUAUACUGCCGGGCCAAUGCUCUUGAUUUCUUCUUCUCCAG
This is a messenger RNA of Desarmillaria tabescens, 3505 nucleotides long. RefSeq lists its product as uncharacterized. The transcript has 7 exons. The record is from RefSeq and is a predicted model, not a curated record. Gene Ontology annotation, cellular component: protein folding chaperone complex. NCBI's taxonomy places the organism in Eukaryota, Fungi, Basidiomycota, Agaricomycetes, Agaricales, Physalacriaceae. Gene Ontology annotation, molecular function: protein binding; metal ion binding. The coding region runs from base 31 to 3201 and encodes 1056 amino acids.